This is a messenger RNA of Vombatus ursinus (common wombat), 921 nucleotides long. Its product is annotated as GTPase IMAP family member 4-like. The record is from RefSeq and is a predicted model, not a curated record. The coding region runs from base 61 to 921 and encodes 286 amino acids. The transcript has 4 exons. Gene Ontology annotation, molecular function: GTP binding. Lineage: Eukaryota; Metazoa; Chordata; Mammalia; Diprotodontia; Vombatidae.
GCACAGCUUUCAGGAUCCCAAUUGGGAAAGUCUCAGGCAGAGCAUCCUCUCCAUGGGGAAAUGGCAGGGAAUAAAUUUCCAAGCAACAUGACCUGGAAGACUGCUAUGGAGAUCCCGGCUCUGGGGAGACCCUUCCAUCUGGGGACACCGUAUGACCGCCUCUCAGACCCAGACAGCAGUGGAGGAGACUCAAAGGAGUCAGAAGUCAGAAUUGUCCUUGUGGGGAUAACAGGGUCUGGGAAAAGUGCAACAGGAAACACCAUCCUGGACAAUGAAGAGUUUGAGUCCAAGUAUUCAGGAGGGUCAGUCACCAAGGUCUGCAGGAAAGCCAGGGGCACAUGGAAUGGGAGGGACAUUUCUGUGCUUGAUACUCCAGGCAUUUUUGACACCAAUACUCCAGAGAAAGAAAACUUGAAGGAAAUAGCUCACUUCAUGACACUCUCCUCUCCAGGACCACAUGCUCUACUCCUGGUGCUGCAAGUGGGUCGUUUCACCAAGGAGGAGAAGGCAGCCAUUGAAGGGCUUUAUAAAAUUCUAGGAGCUAAAGCAGUGAAUUUUUUGAUCAUUGUAUUCACUCGAAAAGAAGACCUGAGAGAACAAAGUCUAGGGGAGUACUUAACAACCAUUGAUGACUCAUAUUUCAAGGAGUUGUUGGAGAAGUGUAAAAACCGAUGCUGUGCAUUUGACAAUAAUGCUAGUGGAGGCCAGAGACGUGCCCAGGUUUCAGAUCUGAUGGCCAUGGUUGAGAAAAUGGUGCAAGAUAAUGGGGGCACCCACUACACCAACAAUAUGUAUGAAUCUGUGGAAAAUCUUCUCCAGGAAGAAACAAUGGCUCUCCUGGUCAAGUUUUCCAUUGUAGAGCAGCAGACACUCUAUCCAGCAGCUGGAGAGUCAGUUCAAGAGCAUUCCAGAGACAUUUGA